AUAUAUUUAUGAUAAAUUAUUUUUUUUUAUAUAUGUAUAUGACUUAUGAAAAGAUGAUAGAAGUAAAUAUACAUUACUUAAUUUUUUUGAAAAUUUAAUUUAUAUGAUUUUUUAUAUAGUCGGUUCUUUUUCAGUGUGAACAACAACAAAUUACUGGGUUAAACACAAUAAUGGCGCCAAUGAUAACGGUGUCGGUGACAACAAUGUCGACGGUUAAGUCAACAAUGUCGGCGGCAGUGAUGCCAUCAACAACGAAGACAACGAAGGCAUCAAAGCCAUCGAAUGCAUUGAAGCCAUUGAAGGCAUUAGAGAUACCAAAAACAUCAACGACGGAGGCAUCAAUGAUAGUAUCAAUGAUAAAGUCACAUUUGACGCCUACAAUGACAGCAUCAACAGCACAGGUAGCAUCAACAUCGCUGGUGACAUCGACAGCGCCGUUAUCACCAACAGCAAUGAUAGUAUCGGUCGCAAUGACAACGUCGAAUUUUACGUCCGCAAUGAUGACGUUAUCUACGACAACAAUGACAUUGAUAACGCCGAAAACAUCAACAAUAACGUUGACGGCGCCGAUAAUGUCAACGGCAACAAUGGCGUUGAUGGCACCAAUGGCAUCAACAGCAUAUGUAACACCGGUAUCGUCAACGACAAUGAUGGCACCAUAUCUUAUGUCGACUACAGCUUUGACAACAAUGACGAGGUCCACUGAAACAUUUAUUACAUUAAGAUUUGCGACAGUUUGCUGGAUCAAAAUACAUGGAGAAAAAUUCCGCUCGAAAUUACUCGAUUGAUGUCUGCUUGUGAUUGGCUGCGCUGCAAUGCGUUCUCCAUAGAGACACUACAAUCAGAGACUAGUUACAAAAAAGUCACUUUUGAUUGGUCCGCCAUCUUUUGGCUAUUCCCACUUAUUUUUAAAUACAUUAACUACAUUAAUCUCAAAUUGUAAUAUUAUAAUUUAA
Messenger RNA from Pogonomyrmex barbatus (red harvester ant), 956 nucleotides. RefSeq lists its product as uncharacterized. NCBI's taxonomy places the organism in Eukaryota, Metazoa, Arthropoda, Insecta, Hymenoptera, Formicidae. The record is from RefSeq and is a predicted model, not a curated record.